AUGGCCAGCCUUACUCUUCACUUCUUACUAUUUUUCUUGUACUUUCAUUGUAUUCUCGCAAUUAUUACUGGAUCUGUCACGUCUCAAACUGAUCCAAACACAACGAAUUUCAUCGUGACCUCAUGCAAAACAACGUUAUACCCUACCAUAUGUGUUCAAUCUCUCUCUGCCUACGGAAACACCAUUCAACUAAACGAUCAAGAACUAGCUCAUGCAGCAUUAACGGUGAGCUUAUCAAAGGCUAAAAUUGCUUCAACAUACAUUUCAAAGCUCACAAGAAUGAGGGGCUUAAAGCCAAGAGAAUUACAAGCUGCUAAAGAUUGUUCAUUUAACAUGAAUGAUUGUGUUUAUCAACUUGAACGAUCGAUCCCCGAGCUAGUGCAAAGUGGUAAAUUAGCAUCAAGAAGAGAUGAAUUUACUUGGCAUGUUAGUAAUGUUCAAACAUGGAUUAGUGCUGCACUUACUGAUCAAAAUACUUGUCUUGAUAUGAUUAAUAAUCCUUCUAUGGAUGGAAAAAUUAAGGAUUCAAUUAGGGUUAGGGUUUUUGUUGCUUCACAAGUGACUAGUAAUGCACUUGCUUUGGUUUAUCAAUUUGCAGAGAAACACUCAUAAACUAAGUUGUUCGGACUAUCCAAAAAUGUUACCGCACUCGUGUCCGAUCUUUCAAAAAUACACUAUUUUUGGAGGAUCCGACACACACCUGUCGACAUUUUUGAAGAAUCUGAACAACAUAGCUCAUAAAUUAGUGUCAUCUUGCUAGCUAGCUUUUGGUAUGUAUUUUUAAGUGUUAAAAGUAAUUUUAUAG
Molecule: messenger RNA, 805 nt
Organism: Solanum stenotomum
Lineage: Eukaryota; Viridiplantae; Streptophyta; Magnoliopsida; Solanales; Solanaceae
Product: 21 kDa protein-like
Exons: 1
Coding region: 1-612 (203 amino acids)
Biological process (GO): negative regulation of catalytic activity
Molecular function (GO): enzyme inhibitor activity
Source: RefSeq, a predicted model, not a curated record